Molecule: messenger RNA, 945 nt
Organism: Papaver somniferum (opium poppy)
Lineage: Eukaryota; Viridiplantae; Streptophyta; Magnoliopsida; Ranunculales; Papaveraceae
Product: protein LURP-one-related 15-like
Exons: 3
Coding region: 64-759 (231 amino acids)
Source: RefSeq, a predicted model, not a curated record
UUUGUUUCAUAUCUCCCUCUUGUCUAAGAAAUUUUUUAAUCCCUUCCAGUUAGUUUCCAAAAAAUGAAUCAAGAGCACUGCAACAACGCUGUCACUAAAUCCAGUAACUACGUAGCCGGCGGGCAACCUCAACCAAGCUGUCCACCCACAGUAACUAGUGGUGCAAUCUCAGUUAUUAGUCCGAAGUACUGUGCACCUUAUCCAGUUGACCUCUCAAUUAUCAGAAAGGUUCUGAAAUUGACACAUGAUAACUAUACAGUUUCAGAUGUUAACGGAAAUCCUGUUUUCGAUAUCAAGGAUGAGCUCACUCUCGUCCGUCACCACCGUGUCUUACGUGACCCUGGUGGAGUCCCUAUUGUCACUAUUCUUGAAAAGGUAAUGACUGCACACAGGAGGUUUAACGUCUUCAAGGGAGAUAGCACAGAUAUGAAAGACCUCGUAUUCACUGCGAAACAGUCUCAUUGUAUUCAGUGGACUACCAAACUAGACGUGUUCUUACCAAACAACACAAAAGAGGAUGUGUGUGAUUUCAAGGUCAAAGGUAACUGGUUGGAGAGAUCUUGUACUGUAUACGCCGGAGAUGGAGACAAAGAUUCUAACAACAUCAUAGCUCAAAUGCACAAGAAACACACGGUAAACAGCGUGGUGCUCGGAAAGGAUACUUUUAACGUGACUGUGCAGCCAAAUCAUGACUCGGCAUUCGUUAUUGCGGUCAUUAUCGUCCUUGAUGCCGUUAACGACCUUAGAGCUAUGAGAUGAUGCAUAUUUAUGUAAAAACUUCGCCAUUGCUUUUCCUUUGUGUUAUGCCUCUGUUUUUCUAAUAAUAGUCAUAGCAAUAUGUGCUCUUCUCGUAGUACUUCUGCAAAUUGACAGUAAUGGAUGUAAUUUUAUGAACGAACGUGUAAUAUGUGACACUAUUAAAUAAAAUGAGUUAUUUGGCAUCAA